GCUUUUUAAGAGAUAAGUGCUUUCUUUCUGGUAGAAAUGGAUAAAUUGUUGGACCCGGUGUGUGAUACCAAUCCUUUGGUCUACUUGGAUAUCACUAUUGGAAAUGAAUUUGCUGGACGAAUGGUAAUAGAGCUGCGCAAAGAUGUUGUGCCCAAGUCUGCGGAAAACUUUCGUGCGCUCUGCACCGGUGAAAUGGGCAAUGGAAGAAUGGGCAAACAAUUGCAUUACAAGGGCGUGCGUUUUCAUAAGGUAACACGUUUGUAUGUCGCACAGAGUGGCGAUGUAGUCAAUAAUGAUGGCACCGGCGGUGAGAGCAUAUAUGGCCCGAUUUUCGAGGAUGAAAAUUUCGCUUUAAAUCACGAUGAAGGCGCUAUUAGCAUGGCUAACUAUGGUGAGCCAAACUCCAACAAUUCCCAAUUCUUUGUUGUCUCUGUGUCGAGCAAUAACCUUGACGGCACCAAUGUGGUCGUCGGCAAAGUUUUACGUGGUCUAUCCAUUGUGUCCGACAUGGAGCUCGUUACGUCGGAUGAUGGUAAACCGCAGGAGGAUAUAAUAAUUACGGAUUGUGGCGAAAUACAUCCAGGGGAGGAUUGGGGUUUUCGGGACAACGACGAGACUGAAGAUAAAUUGCCGCCUUAUCCACGUGACUGGGAUAAAAAGUUUGAGUCAUACACUAUUGAAGAUAUGGUAAAAUUGCUAACGAGCAUACGCACUGCUGGCAAUCACUUUUUCACGCAACAAAAAUUCCCCGAGGCGCGUCGUAAGUAUCGCAAGGGCAAUCGUUACUACAAUCUCUUACGUUUACGCUUCGAUAAAAAGGAGCACAAACCUACGCCACGUGUUGAGGAAGAUAUAAAAAAGUUAGACGCAUUCUCGGUACUUAAUAACACAAAUUUGGCGGCGGUGGAGUUGAAGUUGCAAAAAUAUUUCGAGGCCAGACAUUCAAGCUCAGAGGCGAUUCUUUUAAAUGAGGACCACGCCAAAGCCUACUAUCGCCGUGGUCAGGCGAAUAUCGGUUUGAAAGAGUACGAAUGUGCGAUUGCCGAUUUAAAUCAUGCCAAUGAAAUAACGCCCGGUGAUAAGUGCAUAUUAAGUGAAUUGGCACGCGCCAAGCGUUUACUCUCCAACUACAAUCAAUCACAAAAGAAGGCGAUGAAAAAUCUAUUCAAAUAACCAUUGUGGACCUCACUAACAAAACGUGUUAGAUGCUAUUUUAAUAAGCUUAUUUGUUGCUUUUUUAUUGUCUACAUGCAUUCACAUAAUAUUCGUACAUAUAUAUUUUUUACUAUUUGUAAAUUGUUCUGUUGAAAAGGAGUACAUUUAUAAUAUAUAGAUUAUAGAUAGGCAUAUACAUACAAACAAACAUACAUUCACACAUAUAAUUAAUAAGUACAUAUAUUAAGUACAUACUACAAGGCUGUUUUAUAUUUGCCCUUUUAAAUCCCAUUAUACAUGUUAAACCAACAAAUUGUUUUGCAAUAAACAAAAUGAGGCUACUCAGAGACAUUAAA
This is a messenger RNA of Bactrocera tryoni, 1511 nucleotides long. Its product is annotated as peptidyl-prolyl cis-trans isomerase D-like. Gene Ontology annotation, molecular function: protein binding; peptidyl-prolyl cis-trans isomerase activity. Gene Ontology annotation, biological process: protein peptidyl-prolyl isomerization. Gene Ontology annotation, cellular component: intracellular membrane-bounded organelle. The record is from RefSeq and is a predicted model, not a curated record. Lineage: Eukaryota; Metazoa; Arthropoda; Insecta; Diptera; Tephritidae. Bases 37 to 1173 code for a protein of 378 amino acids. The transcript is spliced from 6 exons.